Molecule: messenger RNA, 4337 nt
Organism: Felis catus (domestic cat)
Lineage: Eukaryota; Metazoa; Chordata; Mammalia; Carnivora; Felidae
Gene: ZNF512B
Product: zinc finger protein 512B
Exons: 17
Coding region: 82-2817 (911 amino acids)
Molecular function (GO): zinc ion binding
Source: RefSeq, a predicted model, not a curated record
CCGCCCGGACCCCGCGCCCCGCGCCCCGCGCCCCGGCCCCGGCCCCCCGCCUCGGCCGCCGUCCCGCAGGGCGCCGCAGAAAUGACCGAUCCCUUCUGUGUUGGAGGAGGCCGCCGGCUCCCAGGAUCCACCAAGAGUGGACCUGGGAAGGAUGGAAGCCGGAACGAAGUCCGACUUCCUGUGCUGCAUGACCCACCAAAAUUGGGGAUGCCGGUGGUCCGGGGCGGGCAGACGGUGCCCAGCCAGGGCCCACUCUGCUUUGACCCGGGGAGUCCAGCCAGUGACAGGACGGAAGGGAAGAAAAAGGGGCGUCCAAAAGCCGAGAACCAGGCCCUCCGAGACAUUCCUCUCUCCCUGAUGAACCAGUGGAAAGAUGAAUUCAAGGCGCACUCAAGGGUGAAGUGUCCAAACUCAGGGUGCUGGCUGGAGUUCCCCAGCAUCUACGGGCUCAAGUACCAUUACCAGCGGUGCCAAGGGGGUGCCAUCUCAGAAAGGCUGACCUUUCCCUGCCCCUUCUGUGAGGCUGCGUUCACUUCCAAGACCCAGCUGGAGAAGCACCGGAUUUGGAACCACAUGGACCGACCCCUGCCUGCCCCUAAGCCUGGGCCGGUCAGCCGGCCGGUCCCUAUCAGCCGGCCCGUUGGGGUCAGCAAGCCCAUUGGAGUGAGCAAACCUGUCACUGUUGGCAAACCCGUGGGUGUCAGCAAACCCAUCGGCAUCAGCAAGCCAGUGACAGUCAGCAGGCCUGUGCCAGUCACCAAGCCAGUGACGGUCAGCAGACCUGUGCCGGUCACCAAGGCUAUCACGGUCAGCAGGCCUGUGCCGGUCACCAAACCCAUACCGGUCACCAAGUCCGUGCCGGUCACCAAACCCGUGCCGGUCACCAAGGCAGUGAGUCUCAACAAGCCAGUGCCAGUCACCAAGUCCGUGCCGGUGACCAAACCAGUGACCAUCAACAAACCGGUGCCGAUGACAAAACUUGUGACAGUUACGAAACCCAUGCCAGUCACGAAGCCGGUGACGGUCAGCAGGCCCAUUGUGGUCAGUAAGCCAGUGACGGUCAGCAGGCCCAUUGCCAUCAGCAGACACACACCACCUUGCAAAAUGGUGCUGCUGACCAAGUCCGAGAACAAAACUCCUCGAGCCACAGGGAGGAGCAGUGGUAAGAAAAGGGCUGCGGACAGCCUGGAUGCAUGCCCCAUCCUGCCAAAGCAGGCGAGGCCGGAGAAUGGGGAGUAUGGCCCAUCCACCACGGGCCACACCUCGGCCUUCCAGCUGAGCACAGACCCCGGCAGCAGCCCCCUUUCUCUGGGCAGCAGGCCCUUGGGGAGCAAGGAGGCACCGAGGGCCACAGGCCCUGUGUCCCCACCUGAGGAGGGAGCGGAGCGCACAAAGCACAGAAGGAAACAGAAGACACCCAAGAAGUUUACAGGGGAGCAGCCGUCCAUCUCAGGGACCUUCGGACUCAAAGGCCUGGCCAAGGCAGAGGACAAAUCCCGCCUGCACCGUGCCAAGAAGCAGGAGGGGCCGGGCCCCGAGGACGUGCGCAAGAAGGUGCUGGCUCCUGCUAGCACGGUCAGCAAGGACGUGCCGGCCCCCACGGCCCACCCAGCUCCAGGUGGCCCUGAGGAGCAGUGGCAGCGGGCCAUCCAUGAACGGGGGGAGGCUGUCUGCCCCACCUGCAACGUGGUCACCCGAAAGACCCUCGUGGGGCUUAAGAAGCACAUGGAGGUGUGUCAGAAGCUGCAGGAUGCUCUCAAGUGCCAGCACUGCCGGAAACAGUUCAAGUCCAAGGCCGGCCUCAACUACCACACCAUGGCGGAGCACAGCGCCAAGCCCUCUGACGCCGAGGCCUCGGAGGGAAGUGAGCAGGAGGAGCGGGAGCGGCUGCGCAAGGUGCUGAAGCAGAUGGGGAGGCUGCGCUGCCCCCAGGAGGGCUGCGGGGCCGCCUUCUCCAGCCUCAUGGGCUACCAGUACCACCAGCGACGCUGCGGAAAGCCUCCCUGUGAAGUGGACAGCCCCUCCUUUCCCUGCACCCACUGUGGAAAGACCUACCGCUCCAAGGCCGGACACGAUUACCACAUGCGCUCGGAGCACACGGCCCCACCGCCUGAGGAGCCUGAGGACAAGCCCCCCGAAACUGAGGACCUCUUGGGUGUGGAGCGGACCCCCAGCGGCCGCAUCCGCCGCACGUCAGCCCAGGUUGCCGUGUUCCACCUGCAAGAGAUUGCAGAGGACGAACUGGCUCGAGACUGGACCAAGCGGCGGGUGAAGGAUGACUUAGUACCUGAGACUGCCCGGCUCAACUAUACUCGGCCAGGCCUCCCCACACUUAACCCCCAGUUGUUGGAGGCGUGGAAGAAUGAAGUCAAGGAGAAGGGCCACGUCAACUGCCCCAAUGACUGCUGUGAAGCCAUCUACUCCAGUGUGUCCGGCCUUAAGGCCCAUCUCGCCAGCUGCAGCAAGGGAGACCACCUGGUGGGAAAGUACUGCUGUCUGCUGUGUCCAAAGGAGUUCAGCUCUGAGAGUGGCGUCAAGUAUCACAUCCUCAAGACCCAUGCAGAGAACUGGUUCCGUACUUCGGCUGACCCACUUCCCAAACACAGGAGCCAGGACUCACUGGCACCCAAGAAGGAAGAGAAGAAGAGUCUGGCAGGUGGGAAGAAGCGAGGCCGAAAGCCCAAGGAGCGGACCCCUGAGGAGCCCGCACCCAAGAUGCCCCCACGUCGAGACGACUGGCCCCCAGGAGGCAGAGACAAAGGGGCCCGGGGCUCCACUGGCCGGAAGGUGGGAGCCAGCAAAGCUCCUGAGAAGUGAGCAGAGUGGCUGGCAGGUGGGUGGGGCCUGGUCCCCACACUGGACACCAAGCCCACUCUGUUCAGGGUGGGGGUAGCUAGCUCCAGGACCUCCUGCCCUCCAGUUCUCCACCCCCCACCCCUGCCUAUUCAUCUGUCCAGCGGAGGCAGCCAGUCCCUCUCUCCUUCCUGACGGCCCUUCCCGUGUGCAGGCUGCACAGGGCACACCUGGGCUGGUUCUCUGGGGGGAGGCCCGUGGCAGCAACGGAAGUGCAAUAGCUUGGAGGGACAUUUAUGGGCCUGGUGGAGUCUGGGGCCCUGGAUGGGCAGGAAGAGGGUCUGUGGCUUAGGCCUCAGCACCACGGGGUAGAGCAAGGCAGGCAGAUGGCCUUCACCAUGCAAGCUCCUGGCCCCGUCUGCUUUCUCAGGCCCAAGGCUUGGGGGUCCUCGGUGACCCAUGGUUCUGGGCUGAUGAGGGCACCUGAGCAGCCUCACCUUUCUACCCAACACUGGACCCCAGCACCCCCAGCUACCUCCCAGGACAGACCCUGAGUCUGACUGCUACCAUGCUGACCAGACAGCCGCCCUACCGUGGCCUCCCUCGUCCUUCCACAUUUGGCUCCUCUGCUUCUGUUCUCUACCUCUCCAGGCCCACCCUCCCCUGCCUGUGUGACCCCUGCUGUGCUCGGGCCCCUGCCCCACUGGCCCCUGUCCGUCACAGUGGGUGGAGGUGGCCCUGUUCGUGGGCUCUCCUGCCAUCCUGUCUUCAUGGGUGCUCCCUGCCUGGGGCAGGGGGAGGGUUCUGCUCUCACCUGCAGGGCUGCCGGAGCGGGGGAGGGGGGGCGGGGGGGGCGGUGAAGGGGUCACAUGGAGCAUAGCUUUGGCUCCAAUCUCCAGCUUUGCUAAGACCACUGCUCUAGGUUGGGGCAGCCCAGUGGGUCAGGGAUGGGCCAGUCUGGUCUGGGGCCCACAGGCAUGUGGGGCAUGGAACUGGGGCCCAGCUCUGAGGAGUAAUCCCUGUGGGAAUCAGCCUUCUGUCUGCUGGUCUGGGUUGGCCUGUGGCUAAGCUCCCAUGGGAGUCUCCUUCCCCGCCCCCCCCCCUUUUUUUUUACCUGCCCUUUUGUUUCUGGUUGUGUGGUCUUUCGAUAUGAGAGCUGAAGGCCAGGAGGGGGCUUGGCCAAGGUCACGUUGUGUUGGUGGCAGCUCUGUGCUGGCCCUUUUGGGGCUGAGAGCGUGGCUAGGUCUGCAGGUUGACCAGGGUUCAGGCUGGAGUCCAGGGCACCCACAGGAGGUGGCCAAACCGCCUCUGGCCUCCUCCCUGGGCCCCACUUUCCAGCUUCGGCAGUGUAGGGAGGAGGAAGGUACUCAGAGCCACUGGGUUUGGACAGAGGUUAUUUCCCACUGGGGGGUAGAGGGUGGGCUGAGGGCUCGGCCUUGCCGAUCCUGGACGAUGUGAAUUUUGAUAUUUGCCCGUGUGCGUGUAUCUCCUGGGUGUAGUGGAUGCCAGUCUUGUUGCUGUGACAAGUAACAACCUUUUUUUUA